Molecule: messenger RNA, 1113 nt
Organism: Mucor velutinosus
Lineage: Eukaryota; Fungi; Mucoromycota; Mucoromycetes; Mucorales; Mucoraceae
Exons: 5
Coding region: 1-1113 (370 amino acids)
Biological process (GO): ceramide biosynthetic process
Cellular component (GO): membrane
Molecular function (GO): sphingosine N-acyltransferase activity
Source: RefSeq, a predicted model, not a curated record
AUGUCGGAUACUUGUAUAGUAGAAAAUGACAGGAAAUUAGCAGAUUUCUUUAAUCGACAUCAAAUCGAUCUUCCAGUCAAGAUCAUCCUACCCAUCCUCAUAGGCCAUUUCCUGCAUUUAGACAUAUGCGACAAAUUCAUCUAUAUAUCGGGUAGGCUACCCAACGGUCUGUACAAGAAGAGUCUAUGGGACAUUGCAUUCCUAUUUUUUUACUUUUUGGUCUUUACCUUCUUACGGGCGGCUGCCAUGGAAUAUGUCCUAAAGCCAAUGUCUGUGUAUCUAAAAGUACCUCGAGGAAAGAAGCUUCGAUUUGCAGAGCAGAGUUGGCUGGUUAUUUAUUAUUCAAUUAGCUUUGGCAGCGGUUUGGCUAUAUUUUACAAUUCACCUACAUGGAAUGAUACAUCGUACUUUUGGCGCAAUUAUCCUGUUUGGGAAUUGAAAGGCUACUUCAAGUACUACUAUCUGCUCCAGUUUGCUUUUUGGAUCCAACAGCCAUUUGUUCUUCAGAUUGAGGCACCUAGAAAGGAUUACACAGAAUACAUGGUACAUCACAUCAAUACUCUGCUGCUGAUCAGUUUGAGCUAUUGCUGUAAUUUCACGGGUGUAGGCAACGCUGUGUUUGUGAGCAUGGAUUUACCGGAUGUACUGCUAUGUCUGGCAAAGACGUUGCACUACCUGGGCUACGGCUUGAUAUGUGAUGCCACAUUUCUGGCUAUGGUUAUUUCAUGGAUGUAUACUCGAGUUUACUACUAUGGGCGCAUCAUCUAUUCAACCUACACAGAACCAGACGUAUACGUGCCUCAAUUCAAACUGGACCCUGUGCAUGGAUUUUGGUUCCCUCACUUUGUCAAGUAUAUCAUCUUGAUUCUGAUGUUGGGUUUAUAUAUAUUGAUCAUAUUUUGGACCUUGAUGAUUUGCAAAGUGGUGUAUCGAUUGGUUAGCAAUACGGGUAUCACUGAUGUUCGCUCGGACGACGAAGAUGAAUCAGAUGAAACUGAUCCUGCUAACCCUGUCCAGAAGGCUAGUAAUAAUCUUUUGGCACCACCCCCUAUCAAGAGGAAGAGGGCUUUGAGCAAAUCUGAGCAAAUCAGAAAUUAUGCAGCAAGACGCUAG